AUUAAUUCAAUUCCAACAUGGAGGCCAAUCUACGUUUGAACUCUGCGUAAGUACUAUCUCAAAAUUUGAUCUUGAUUUUGCAAUGUACAUUUAUUCUAUUUCAUGCCUUUAUCGAUUAUAAUUCUCUUACGAUGGAUGCUUUGAACAAUUCCACAUAUAUGACUGAAUUUGUCAAGCUGCUAUUUCCCCAAAUUUAGUAGCGAUGACAGCGCCUACAUAGGGAAAUUGCAGAAUUUCUUCAACACCAGCAAGAUCUCCAACGGAGAAAAGGCCGCUUUAUUUCUCCGAAGUUUUCCUGAUGAUGAAUUCAAUAAUAUUGGGGCAAUUUGCACUGAGGAAGACUUCUAGGACCCAACGAACUGCUUGACAAAUUCAAGUUACAACAUCCAUAGAAGAUUGAGAACGCUAAUUUAUCAUUAUUUAAUGCUGAAACACAAGGCAAGGAGGAGACGUUCUCGUCUUGGGUCACGCGUGUAGCACGACUCAACAAAGAAUGUAAAUAUGGCUUUCAGAGAAUUAUUGAGAAAGUGAGAGUAUCUUUGUAUUCCAAAGAUGUCAGGAAAGCGGUCAAGAGCUCUAUGACCAUAAAAGACAUUUACAAUCUAGGUCUAGAGGAAGACACCGCGGACCUAAGUGGCAUCAUGGGCGAGAUGAAAUUGUUACAUUUGAAUGAAUGACCUGGUGUACAAGAGGUCAAUCACAUGGGCAGAGUAAAAAAUAGUUACGUAACAACAAAUCUCAUUCGGGACUCUCACGCACAUGGUAAAUCUCUUAUCAAGCAAUCCCAGUUCAUCAAUGACAAUCGCCCCGCACAGUAUUUCGAUGAUCGUUACGAUUUACGCUACGACUAUUGGCGUGACAAACGAUUUGAUGAACGUUAAGAUAUACGCUACGACAACGACCGCGACAAACGAUUCAACGGACGGUACAGCAACUUCCACGACAAUCGUUUUGAUAAAAGCUACGAUAAUUGUCACUAUAACCGCAACUGUUUCGAUAAUCGCAACGAUAACUACUACGACGAUCGAUGAUACAAUAGCGGGUUCAACGUCCAUGGCAAUCGCCACGACUCUCAUUGUGAUUAUCAUCAAAUCCCUAAUCGACGGGAUGACUGCUAUAGAGGUGAUAACCGAACCAACUAUCCCCGUCGUGGUCAGCACAGACACAACCCUCAAAAUAUUAAUGGUUUUCCGAAAUAUUCGCCAAGGCCCAACCAGUACAAAAAUGACAAGGUGUCGUUGAAUGAUGAUCUUCUGAUUACAAAGAUCGUGAUUGUCAAUUGAAUACGAACCAUGCUAUGAACAUCGAAGUAAUUGAUGAUGACGAUGACUCAAACACAGACCAUAAAGAAUAUAAUCUGCAGAAUUUGGAAGUGUACAAUAUGGGGGUCAAGGAUACCACAUAUUACGCGUACAACGUGGCAGUGAGCAUCAACAACAUACCCAAGUUGAUGCAAGUUGACACCGGUACCAGGUACAGUAUACUUCCGAAGCUGACAGCUAAAACUGUAGGCAUAACCACGAUACAUAAGACGGACAUGAGACUCACUGGUUAUGACGGCAGCGCUAUCAAGAUAUUAGGUCUUGCCAAUGUGAACGUUAAGUAUGAAGGAAACUCACAUACACUGGAGGCCAUUGUAGUGGAUUGUGAUAAGAUCCCCCUGCUAGGACGUAUGUGGCUCCACACCUUCAACAACAUUUUAAAACGUUCUUAGUUGGUAAUGUAGAGAAUGAUCUCUAGAAGAUAAUCUCGACAACAAAUAAAGACUUCGAAUCAACUUACACCUACAAACCCAAAAUGGUCAGACAAGAGAAAGUUCACUUGAGGUUUGAAAAGAAGACUGCACCAUGAACAUGGGUGGCGUAUUGUGUGGUGAUCAUGAAUGUUAAUGACGUUACCACUCAACUUAUCCAAGGAAAUCAUAAGCCGAAUUUCUUUGGAGGGUGGAAUGUUGAAUAUGUUGAUCGAUGUUAUUUUAUUAUUUAUUUGGCAAUUGAUUUAUUUUUUUUAUAUAUCAAUUUGUAUUUAAAUUUAA
Gordionus sp. m RMFG-2023 is the source of this 2035-nucleotide messenger RNA. RefSeq lists its product as uncharacterized. The transcript is spliced from 2 exons. The coding region runs from base 760 to 1242 and encodes 160 amino acids. The record is from RefSeq and is a predicted model, not a curated record. Lineage: Eukaryota; Metazoa; Nematomorpha; Gordioida; Chordodea; Parachordodidae.